Molecule: messenger RNA, 2935 nt
Organism: Spathaspora passalidarum NRRL Y-27907
Lineage: Eukaryota; Fungi; Ascomycota; Pichiomycetes; Serinales; Debaryomycetaceae
Gene: RAD1
Product: ssDNA endodeoxyribonuclease
Exons: 1
Coding region: 1-2919 (972 amino acids)
Biological process (GO): double-strand break repair via homologous recombination; nucleotide-excision repair involved in interstrand cross-link repair; resolution of meiotic recombination intermediates
Cellular component (GO): nucleotide-excision repair factor 1 complex
Molecular function (GO): damaged DNA binding; single-stranded DNA binding; single-stranded DNA endonuclease activity
Source: RefSeq, a predicted model, not a curated record
AUGUCUUCCUUGUUUGUACAAGAUGACCUACCUCCAGAAGAUGCAUCUUUAGUUCCUGAAGUUGAGCAAAGCUCGAUCCCAGUGGUGUUCCAAGAACCUGAAAUUGUCCCAAUCUAUCCUGAUCGUGAAGUUCAUUGUACAUUGCCAUUACCUUACCAACAGGAAAUCGUGGAGGAUAUGCUUACAAAGGACGGAUUAUUAAUCCUUGGCCAUGGAUUGGGGUGGGAUCUAAUUACUUCCAAUUUGUUACAUGCAUUAAGUUCACCUACGGUGACAUUAGACAACAACCAAGUGAAGAAGCGGGGGUUAAUAUUUGUAUUGAAUAUGAGAAAAGAAGAAAUUAUUCAGCUACGAGAAGAAUUGAGUUACUUGAGUUGGCUAGAUGAAAGUGGUUCCACUCCAACCCCAUUUAUGGAAAUUACAGGUGACUCUCAAUCUGGUAAGAGAAAGACAAUAUAUUCAGAAGGAGGUAUCAUUUCAAUCACGUCACGAGUUCUUGUGGUUGAUUUAUUGUCAGGGAUGAUAUCCCCUCAUGACAUAACCGGAUUGUUCAUUCUUCAUGCUGAAAGGAUAAAGGAAACAUCUAAUGAAUCAUUUAUUGUUAGUCUAUAUCGAGAUCAAAACGAAUGGGGGUUUAUCAAGGCAUUUUCCGAUAGCCCAGAAUCAUUUGUUGGUUUUACACCUUUAGCUACAAAAUUGAAAGUGUUGCGAUUAUCAAAUGUUUUCCUUUGGCCACGAUAUCAUCUCACUAUUUCGCAAUCCUUUAACAUAGUUAAAAAGGGAGAAACACGAAAAAACGUAAUUGAGAUAAAUACAAAACUAUCAUAUAAAAUGAAUAAGAUUCAGUCGGCCAUUCUUUCAUGUAUUCAAGCAUGUUUAGGGGAAUUGAAAAGACAUAAUGCUGAAUUGGCUACUGAAUAUUGGGAUAUGGAAAAUGUCCAUGAUCCUGACUUUGUUCGAAAUAUUCGACUUUCAUUAGAGUCGCAAUGGCAUCGAGUAACAUAUACCACCAAGAUAUUAGUGGUUGACUUAGGUACAUUACUCAAUCUACUCAACGGGUUGCUUACGCUUGACUCAGUCUCGUACUAUCAAGCAGUUCAAGGUAUAGUUGAUGCCAAUAUUAAACAUCAAUCAUCCUCAAUGAAUGCGACUAUGAGUCCCUGGCUUAAUUUGAAUGAAUCGAAUACCAUUAUAAGUUAUGCCAAGGAAAGAGCACUAGGAAAAUACGACAAUGAGUAUAUUUUGGAAGAGUUGCCAAAAUGGAGUGAAUUAGGAAUGCUUAUAGACGAUAUAUUAUACGAAAAGAGCAUGAGUAGUUUGAAAGAUCAGGGACCAAUAUUAAUCAUGUGCUCCUCAAGUAGAAUAGCCAAGCAAUUAAAUAGGUUAUUAGAAACUAUGAAGCUUGAACAGGUUGCUGAUUUGAAAAGGUUUAGUGCCCGGAAAUACAUGAUUGGAAAAGUUCACGAAUAUCUAGAUUGGAAAGAAAUUAAUUCAUUCGUCAAGAAAGUUAGUGCUGAAUUGAAUAAAGAAGAAGGUAUCGAAGGGGAAGAAAACUCUGAAGAGGCAAUCUCGGUUUCCAAGACAUUCACCAGGAAUGGUCAACCAAUAAGUAAGAGAAGACGAACCAGAGGUGAUAGCGUAACCGCCAGAGUAUCUAAAAUGUAUUCAUCAACUACAGAUACAGCUGAUGUUGACGAAGAAGAAUUAAAGAAACUUGAGGAGGAGGAAGACAGAAAGGAAGAAGAAGGUGAAUUUAUAGAAAGCGAAGAUAAUGACGAGGAAGUGGAAGAAGUUCGACUGAUUCAGUUUUCCUGUAUCGAUAAUGAUACCCAGAUAUUAAUACAAGCCUAUAACGAAGAUAAUGAUUUAUCUCUACUUCAAGAAUUAUCACCAUCGCAUAUUAUCAUGUAUGAACCUAAUCUAACGUUUAUGAGAAGAGUUGAAAUCUUUCAAGCGAUUAAUCACGAUAAUCCUGCCAAGGUCUUUUUGUUAUACUAUGGAAAUUCAAUCGAAGAACAAAAACACUUGAUUCGAAUAAAGAAAGAAAAAGAAGCAUUUACUAAAUUGAUCAAGGAAAAAGGUAAUCUUGGUCAACAUUUUGAAACUGCCGAAGACAACUAUCGAUUCCAAAUCCAACGAAAUCAAGUGGUCAACACACGUAUUGCCGGCGGUGCCAGAUUUAGAACUGAAGCUGAUGAGAUGAGAGUAGUUGUUGAUGUAAGAGAAUUCCGCUCUUCACUUCCGAACUUGCUUUAUCGAAUCGGGAUAAAAGUUGUCCCUUGUAUGAUUACUGUUGGUGAUUAUAUUGUGUCCCCUAAGAUAUGUGUAGAGAGAAAAUCCAUUCCUGAUUUAAUUGGAAGUUUCAAGAGCGGUAGAUUAUUUCACCAAUGUGAACAAAUGUUUAAAUAUUAUGAAUUACCUACUUUACUUAUCGAGUUUGACGAGAAUAAGUCUUUCUCAUUGGAGCCAUUUUCAGAGUCGAAAUUUCAACGAGCAGGAGCACCAAGAAACCCAACUGUCACUAAUAAGAUACAACAAAAUAUCCAAUCGAAAUUAUUGCUGUUGUUAGUAGCCUUUCCUAAAUUGAAAAUUAUUUGGUCAUCAUCUCCCUAUGAAACAGCACAAAUAUUUUUGGAAUUAAAGGCAAACCAAGAAGAACCGCUGGUUGGCAGUGCUAUGGAUAAAGGGGUAAACAGAUCGGUUGUCACUGAAGAUGGCGGGCCUCCAAUUUUUAAUGAUGAUCCAAUUGAUUUCAUUCAGAAUAUUCCAGGAAUAAACGCCAUGAAUUAUCACAUACUUAUACAGAAGGUGAGAAAUAUCGAACAGUUGGUACAAUUAUCCAAAAAUGAAUUUAUGAACAUCUUAGGAGAGGAGAAUGGGAGAAAGGCAUACAGUUUUAUCAACCGGAAACUUAGUUGAGUAGUCAAGAACAUUU